Messenger RNA from Ochlerotatus camptorhynchus, 447 nucleotides. RefSeq lists its product as uncharacterized. The coding region runs from base 1 to 447 and encodes 148 amino acids. The record is from RefSeq and is a predicted model, not a curated record. The transcript has a single exon. NCBI's taxonomy places the organism in Eukaryota, Metazoa, Arthropoda, Insecta, Diptera, Culicidae. Gene Ontology annotation, biological process: DNA replication, removal of RNA primer. Gene Ontology annotation, molecular function: nucleic acid binding; RNA-DNA hybrid ribonuclease activity.
AUGAUUUUGCGCAGAUCGGUCGCCGAGUUACUUGGGUCCAACUAUGCCGACCACGUACAUCGGUACACCGACGGCUCCCGAUCGAUAAACAGAGAAGGUAUCGGGAUUUUUGGAGACGGUAUCGCUGAAAGCAGCAGUCUUCCUCCACAAUGCUCGGUUUUCUCGGCCGAGGCUGUAGCAAUCUUCCGUGCCGCUACGACGCCAGCCAACAAACCGAUACUUAUAUUAACCGACUCACACAGCGUCGUUCAAGCGAUCACCUCGGAAGCACCAAAACACCCAUGGAUCCAGGCGAUUAUCAAGUACGCCCCACCGAACACCGUGUACACAUGGAUUCCCGGACACUGCGGAGUGCCAGGUAACGAGUCUGCUGAUCACCUUGCCGGAGCCGGGACAUCGGCUCCCAGACUCACCAACAAGGUACCCCUACAGGACGUCAGACGGUGA